GCGUUUGUAACGUUGAGCGUGAGUGGAAGAAGAAGGCUGGAUGUAUGUGUUAGUAUAUAACAGGAAAGGGUGGAGAGAUUUUGAUAAUUUCUGAAAGGAACAUAAUCCACCCCCCACUUGCUCUCUCCCUCCCUGCCACCUCCCUCUCAUUCUCUCCCUCUCCGUCUCCCUCUCCCUCUCUCUCUCUCUCUGAGUCCCAGCCCCUGAAGGUGUCAUAACUGUGCUCUCUCUCUCCCUCACUCACUCACUCUCUAUCACCGCCUUUCAGAUCUUUAAAAGCUGGUGCUUUGCUGUGUCUCUCUCGAUCUCCAUUUGUCUCCUCUGGCACUGCAGGGGACUCAACCGGCAAAGCACCAAGGAACAGCUACUGUAUAGAAACGGGAAGAAGACUGAGGAAAGGGGAGAGAAAGGGAGAGAGAGUGAGGGAGAAAUAUACAUCCAGAAAUAGCAUCAGCCACAUUUAACUGACAGAGAGGGACAGAGUGGAGAACCUGAGACCUGGACAGAAAAUGCCUAUCCUUUCUAACUUAACAACCGUUGUUUUGUUGCUGAUUGCUCACUGCGGAUCAUGGACCGGGGCAAACCGCUUGGGCCCCUUCAAGGUCUGUCCCUCCUGCAGGGAUCCACUGGGGGCAGGUCGGCCCCCCAGGGACCAUAAUGCUGCCGGCAGCACGUCAGUGUUGGCCCAGGGAGAGCCCUGUGGUGUGUACACCCUGAGCUGUGCCAAGGGGCUCCGCUGUGUUCCCCCACCAAGGGAGCACAGCCCCCUCCAGGCUCUGUUGCAGGGAAGGGGCAUUUGCGCCAAGCACAGCAGGACUAGUCCCACUGAGAGGCCCCACCCCACAGGUCCCCAUCCCUCACACAGUGGUGACAUUGAAAAAGCACCCUGCCGCAAGCUGCUCAAUAGUGUCCUGAGGGGUCUGGAGCUGACAAUCUUCCAGUCUGACCGUGACAUCUAUAUACCCAACUGUGACACUCGUGGCUUCUACAGGAAAAAGCAGUGCCGCUCCUCCAAGGGCAUGCAGCGUGGCCACUGCUGGUGCGUGGAUGAACUCGGCACGCCCGUGCCCUCACGUGCCAGCGAAGAUGGUACUUUACCAUGCGAUGGGGAGUGAGGGAUGAGUCUGUCCUAUUGCUCUGAGCCUGGAGGAAGAGGAGAAGGUGGUGGAGGAGGAAGAGGAGGAGGUAAUGGAGGAGCAGGAGCACAGGGAGAGGGGGUGGCUUUAGCAUGUGCUAGACACUGCCUGGACAGGAGGUAGCAGGGAUAAACCACUUCCUAUGGAAAACACACACCAGUUAACGUUCAUGUCCUCUCUAGAAGCAAGACACACACACUCUCACAGUCCAGCAGCAGCAACAAUAACAUCUGCCUGAAUGUUCAACAGUUGCAGCAACGUCCUCUGCGUCGUCCAGUGACAUGCUGCAUGCUCACAUUAAUGCUCCGUGAACUGCCUCAGUGAUCCAAGCGGUAUUACUCCGAAUGAUCUCUAUAUUCCCUGGCUCUUGUCCCGGCUUUCUGGUAGAAUUUUAUUUUCCUUUUUACUUUAGGAUAGCUGACACUGCCUGUGUUUGUUCUGAUCUCAGUGGGCUGAAAUACUGUUACGCAGGUGAUGUGACACAAAUGUUUGAAAAAUGUGUCUCCCUCACCGUCCUCUCUCCCUCUCUCCAAAGAUACACUGAUAUCAACAUACCUAAUUGACAGAAUAUUUCUUUUUCUAUUAAUUUAUUUUUGAGUAUGUGUUUCCAUCAAGUACUGCUUGAAUCUUACAGUAUCUUAUAUAUAUGUCAAGUCAGAAAAAAUAGUCAUACAGAUAUGAUCCUGGAUGCUUCUGUUCAUUUUAUUCGUCAAAAUGGCGUUCUGACUGCUUAUUAGUUGAUUGUUUGUACAUAUGUUGGAAUUUUGUGGUCGACUGUGUGUUCUGAAGUGGCAGACAAAAAGCUUACGGCUGUUACCCUUUUCAAAAAGUUGUAAGGCAUAUUUUUAUACACGUCAAUAUAAUAUUUUAUAUAUGAAUUGUUGGUUUAUUUAAUGAACUACAGUACAAUGCCAUGUAUUUUUAUAUUGUCAGCAGUUUCUUAUUUAAAGACAGAGAUUAUUUUAUUUCAUGUUAGGGAGAAGUGUUGUGCUCUAAAGGCACCUUUAUGGCAAAACUCAUCACACUCAUCAGAGCUCUAUUCAACUGCUGCACAUCUUAUGGUUAUAUCUCAUGUUUUUAAGUUCCUUUUUAUUUAUGCUUUGUUUAUUUGAGAAUUGAGAAUGUCCAUGUUACUAUUAUGUUUUAUUUUUUUGGCACAUCAUACUACAAAUUCUGAUUUCAGUAGAGGAAAAAAAAGAUCAAAUUUGUUAUUGUUAUGUCUUUCCCAAGUCCUUGCAAAAGUCAUGAAAUUGUGUGCUAUUAAAGUGUGAUUAGAAUUUAUCUAUUUCUGAACAAUCUUGUUGUGCCAAUGUGUGUGCCGUGAUGAUAGGUCCAUGCACAGAGGACCUGUAAGAUUUGCAAAUAUGAAAAUAAAACAUAAUGAUAAUAAAAAUGGAGAAGAA
This is a messenger RNA of Epinephelus fuscoguttatus (brown-marbled grouper), 2539 nucleotides long. RefSeq names its product insulin-like growth factor binding protein 6b (gene igfbp6b). The record is from RefSeq and is a predicted model, not a curated record. Gene Ontology annotation, molecular function: insulin-like growth factor I binding; fibronectin binding; insulin-like growth factor II binding. Gene Ontology annotation, cellular component: extracellular region. The transcript is spliced from 4 exons. Gene Ontology annotation, biological process: regulation of insulin-like growth factor receptor signaling pathway. Lineage: Eukaryota; Metazoa; Chordata; Actinopteri; Perciformes; Serranidae. Bases 510 to 1115 code for a protein of 201 amino acids.